Tremella mesenterica DSM 1558 is the source of this 1510-nucleotide messenger RNA. RefSeq lists its product as uncharacterized. Bases 73 to 1446 code for a protein of 457 amino acids. The record is from RefSeq and is a predicted model, not a curated record. Gene Ontology annotation, molecular function: ubiquitin protein ligase binding; protein tag activity. The transcript has 8 exons. NCBI's taxonomy places the organism in Eukaryota, Fungi, Basidiomycota, Tremellomycetes, Tremellales, Tremellaceae. Gene Ontology annotation, biological process: protein ubiquitination; modification-dependent protein catabolic process. Gene Ontology annotation, cellular component: nucleus; cytoplasm.
CUCGUCUGAGUAAUCAAUCCAUAUUUAACUCUCAAUCUACGUUACAAGACUACUACAUAUCUCUCGCCCACCAUGCAAAUUUUUGUCAAAACCCUCACCGGUAAGACAAUCACCUUAGAGGUCGAAUCCUCCGAUACAAUCGACAAUGUCAAGUCGAAAAUUCAGGACAAGGAGGGUAUUCCUCCUGACCAACAACGUCUGAUCUUCGCUGGAAAGCAAUUGGAAGAUGGACGUACCCUCUCCGACUACAACAUUCAGAAAGAAUCGACUCUUCACCUUGUCCUUCGUCUUCGUGGAGGUAUGCAAAUCUUCGUCAAGACACUUACUGGCAAGACCAUCACCCUUGAGGUCGAAUCUUCCGACACCAUUGACAAUGUCAAGUCGAAAAUCCAAGACAAGGAAGGUAUUCCUCCCGAUCAACAACGUCUUAUCUUUGCCGGGAAGCAGUUGGAAGAUGGCAGGACUCUCUCAGACUACAACAUCCAGAAGGAGUCCACCCUCCACCUCGUCCUUCGUCUCCGUGGUGGUAUGCAGAUCUUCGUGAAGACUUUGACCGGUAAAACUAUCACUCUUGAAGUCGAGUCAUCCGACACCAUCGACAAUGUCAAGUCGAAGAUCCAGGACAAAGAGGGGAUCCCACCUGAUCAGCAACGUCUCAUCUUCGCCGGUAAACAGCUCGAGGACGGUCGAACUCUUUCAGACUACAACAUUCAGAAGGAAUCCACCCUCCAUUUGGUUCUGCGUCUCCGUGGUGGUAUGCAGAUCUUUGUCAAGACUUUGACCGGCAAAACCAUCACCCUCGAAGUCGAGUCAUCUGAUACCAUCGACAAUGUGAAGAGCAAAAUUCAGGACAAAGAGGGUAUUCCCCCUGAUCAGCAACGACUUAUCUUCGCCGGAAAGCAACUUGAGGAUGGCCGAACCUUGUCAGAUUACAACAUUCAGAAGGAGUCGACUCUUCACCUUGUCUUGCGUCUCCGUGGUGGUAUGCAAAUCUUCGUUAAGACUCUUACUGGGAAGACGAUCACUCUUGAGGUUGAAUCGUCGGACACGAUUGACAAUGUUAAAUCUAAAAUUCAGGACAAAGAAGGUAUUCCUCCUGACCAACAACGUUUGAUCUUCGCCGGCAAGCAACUGGAAGACGGCAGAACCCUGUCUGAUUACAAUAUUCAGAAGGAAUCAACACUUCAUCUUGUUUUGAGGCUGCGUGGAGGGAUGCAGAUUUUUGUUAAAACCCUCACCGGAAAGACAAUCACGCUCGAGGUAGAGUCUUCUGACACGAUCGACAAUGUCAAAUCGAAGAUUCAGGACAAAGAGGGUAUUCCCCCGGACCAGCAACGACUCAUCUUCGCGGGGAAGCAGCUGGAGGACGGUAGGACGCUGAGCGACUAUAACAUUCAGAAAGAAUCUACUCUUCACCUGGUGUUGCGUCUGCGUGGAGGGCAAUAGAUGUAUGAGAGAUGAAGUAGAAAUAUGAUCUUAGUUGUGAUAUGAAUCGUGGUUUCCUGGCUCA